GCCCAGCAAACUGAGACAGGCGCAGUGCGCGCGGACACCAGCGCAGCACACCAUUGGCUGAGACCGCAGCUUUACCUGUAGGAAGGUGUGCCAACCAGACAGACAGCAGGAUGAACUUUUCUUUGCUCUGAUCCACUACAGGGAUUUGAAUUCAUGCUCCUAAGAUCAUGGAGCCCGUAUCGUCUUGGACCACCGAGAGAGUCACCGAGUGGCUCAAAGGUCUGGAUGCUCCUCUACAUCAGUACUCGUUGUCUGAGUGGCAGCUCUCUGGCUCAGAUCUGCUGCAACUUUCUUCUUCCAGGCUGGAGAAACUCGGAGUGCAUAAAAUCGGACAUCAGGAGCUAAUACUAGAGGCUGUGGAAAAACUCUGUGCUUUGACAUACAGUGUUGGGGGUGACAAUCUGCGCAGUUUGACGGAAAAGCUUCGUGCAGUGGCUCACACUCUACAGAUGAGCAUACAGGGGCGUUGGCGUGUCAAUACCAUUGACGGACAGAGCACCACCAAGCUGCCACAACAGGUACUGCAGGCGGUGGUGGACGUUAUCACAGCAUCCAAUGGACUUGCGUCUAUGCUCAGCAGGUAUCAGUUUGCACAGCAGACUGGAUACACAGCAAAUGAGAAAGUCACCACUCUGUGUAAAGAUCUGGAUAACACAGUGCAUAAGGAAACCGCCGUGUUUGAAAAAGAGAAGGACAUCAUCUCCAUAUGUCGUCAGUUGGUAGCAGUGUGUGAUGAGAUUUUGACUGUUAGUCCGUUGCCUCUUCUUACUCAUACUGCACAGCUGGAGAGUGUUGACCUGGUCCCAGCCUCACCAGGAGAUCACGUGGGAAUUGAGAUCACCACCACAGGAUCCAGAAAUCAUUUUGUCACUGGAACAGCAGCUGAGUCUCCUACAGAGAUCUCUGAGAAGAUUUUAGCGGGAGAUGAGGUCAUUCAGGUCAACGGACAGAUAGUGGUUGGCUGGAGCAGGACAAACCUUGUUAAAAAACUGGAGGAGAAUCCAAAUGGAGUAACUCUGGUUUUGAGGAGGCUUCCAGGUUUCCUGAAACGCAAGGAGAGCCGAGCCAAGUCUGAGAGAGAGGAGGAAGAGGAAGAAGAGGAAGAGAAAAACAGACAUUCUCUUUUUGGGAGGGUGGCAGCUUCAGUCCGUUCUCUGUCCUUCAGUGAGGACAUACGAGUACUCCGCUAUCUCAGAUCAGCAUCAGACGGCACACAUCAUUUCAGGCGGGAGAAAUCAGCGCUCUCUAGUGAUCAAAGCUCUAAUGAACAUCAGUCAAACACCUUAAAACCCCACCGGCCAGGGUCAGACUCUCAGCGUGUGAGUCGAAACAGUUUGGAAGUCAGUUCAUCUGCUGAAAGGAGUCCGUCCCCAAUAGACCAGGAGCUUAAACGAGCCAGUACCAGCUCCUGUCCUGACAUGGCAGGACUAAGAGAUGAAAAGGAGAACAAGAAGAGCUCUACUAAAGGGACACGGACAGCGAUGAGCCGCAGGAGGGUGUCCUGCCGUGAACUUGGCCGCCCAGACUGUGACGGCUGGCUCUGGAAGAAGAGAAAAGAAGCAAAUGUCUUUAUGACUCAGAAAUGGCAGAGAUUUUGGUUCGUCCUGAAAGGUCCUACACUGUAUUGGUAUACCAGCCAACAGGAGGAGAAGGCGGAGGGCUUAAUCAAGAUCGGCAGCUACAGUAUAGAGAGCGCAGGAGAACACAAGAGGAAGUAUGUAUUUAAAAUGUGCCACCAGCGCUUCCAGAAUUUUUUCUUCGCUGCUGAUAAUGUAAACGACAUGAGCAAAUGGAUUAAUUGCUUAAUCGCAGCCAUUCAGAAACACAAGAAACUUGUCCAAAGUCAGCCAGACAGUGAAGAAGACUGUUACAGUGAAACCGAAUCUGAGGAGGAAUCAUCACGUUCACCACUUUCUCAUCGGAAGAAACUCAAUACGAAAACUCAAACUCAAUCAAACACACUUCCUCGAACAAAGGGUAAGCAGAACAGGAUGUCAGAGCCACUAACCAUUUCACAAGCAGGGGGCAGUAAAAUUGCAGGAAAUGUAGAUGAGAUGGAUGAAAUGUUCCAUAGCCUGAAGAAAGGAGGAGUGUCUCUGAUUGGUCAGAAUCAGCCGACGACUCACGACCAGCUUCGUAAAUCCUUCAUUAAACGCAACAAAAACCCUGUUAUCAAUGAGAAGAUACACACACUCCGUGCCCUCCAGAGCACACUCAAGGCGAAGGAGGCGGAGCUUCACCUGAUCAACAAGAUCCUAGAGGAUUCUGAGUUCUCAGCGCAGAAGUUCCGUCAGUGGAAGCAGUUCAAUGAAGAGCUGAUGCAGGACAUUGAUAGACAGCACAAACAGACAGAGUCGCCAAGCAUAGACACGGCAUCCAGGGCCAACGACGAGGCAAGCGGACUGUCCCUGAGUGAUGGAGAACAGUUGGUAGAUCCAGAGACACCUGAUGACGGACGUUCCACUCUUACAGAUGAACAGGCGCUGAUGCAAACGCAUACCACAGUCAUGGGCGAAACACCUACAGAGAACUACUUUUACAUAUGACUCUUGUACAGAAUGUGCAAACACAACCGCUUUCCUCCUGUACUGUAUUGAAACAAAAGUGCAACACUGGGACAAAUGCGUGGAGCUGAAUUGCAGCCAUCUGGCACAGAGCGAUGGCUUUUUCACAAGAAGUAAGAUCUGUCAUCUGGAGCUUUUCACAACAACUAUGUACUUCUGCUGUACAUUCACUAUAAAUGGAAUGUAUGCCGAACUGCAACAUGCUGGCAAAAGAACAAAUCUAACUUUAGGCACUUGCUAAAGGAAGUUUAUUUUACAAAUGUAUGUAAUUUUAAAAAUAUAUUUUAGAUUAAUUAUAUUAUUAUGAUGCAUAUUUCUUUUUACUUUAAGUAUGUGUGUGAGGUUUUCUUAAGUAUGUUUUAUGAAUGUUUUACGAUACGAUAGAAAAGAAAGUAUUUCUUUUAUAAAAAUGUAUACUUUUAUUAUGUAGAAACUUUCUGACAUUGCAGAUCCUGAAAACAAGUUUAUCAGGCUCAAAACUAUAUUUCCUGAGGAAAAAAAAAUGAAUACCUCAUCCUCUCAUUGCGUUUGUAUUAAAUGCCCAACGUUGGUCAUUUUCCCAGAAUUGCCACACAGUGGCGCCCUGUGUUUUGUUCACAAAGUGUAGUGUAUGCCAGCCACCUGUUCCUUUUCUUUCAGUGUUUUUAUUCCAACACUGUGUAUUCAUGCAUAUAAUGGCUGCAUGUUUAUAUAUGUUGUUGCAUUCUCUUUUAUUUUAUUCUAAAAUAUCACCGGCCAAAUAGCUUGAAUUUUCCUUCUUUCUUUUUUUUAAGUUGAUCAAAGACAAAAACUGGUUAUAUAAAGUCAAACUCAUAAAGCUAAACUCAUCUCUACGAAGAGAGGAGUAAGUGUUAAAUGACUUGUGUGUCAUGCUCAAGUCAUUUUGGAAUCCCAGAAUAUUAAUAAUUUAUUUCAUGUUGCUGUUUUAAUUUUUUUGUUCAUACAAUGUAUAGUCGUAGAUUUAAAAAAUGAAAAAAGAAAUAGAAAUUUAUCCCUUAUGUUUAUAUAAAGUGUACAAUUACUUUGUCUAUGCAGAGCCAAUGCUUAUCUCAUUUCAUCAGCUCCUCUGAAAUUGGUUUAAAUGCUCAUUAAAUAGUUUUUUGGGGGAAAAAGCUAAUUUAAUUCUGAAACACUUUACUUAAAGCCUUUAUAUACAGAAUGAUGCAUUAUAAAAGUAUUUUUAAUGCAUUGAUUCUACAUUGUAAUGCAUUGUAUGGUUUCAUGAAUAAUUGUAACCGCAGUUAUAAUACAUUAUAAUACUUAUCUAUUUAUUGAACAGACCUUUAGAAUGUAUAAUGCAUUAAAGCAUAUGACAAACAACCAAUUUUAGAUGUAACAAGGAAUCUGAAAAUAUUAUGCAUUUCACAUUUGGUUACAGUUAUGAAAAGUUAUAAUGUACUUUAUGAAUACAUUUAUAAUGCAUUAUACAUAAAGGCUUUAAGCAUUAAUUCUUACCUUACAGUAAUUCUGAUGUGCUAAUAAACCAUUAAACAAUGUUUUCCUUCUUGCACA
This is a messenger RNA of Megalobrama amblycephala (Wuchang bream), 4076 nucleotides long. It is a transcript of the gene cnksr1, whose product is annotated as connector enhancer of kinase suppressor of Ras 1. Gene Ontology annotation, molecular function: protein binding. The transcript has 22 exons. The coding region runs from base 168 to 2546 and encodes 792 amino acids. The record is from RefSeq and is a predicted model, not a curated record. NCBI's taxonomy places the organism in Eukaryota, Metazoa, Chordata, Actinopteri, Cypriniformes, Xenocyprididae.